This is a messenger RNA of Colletotrichum higginsianum IMI 349063, 1665 nucleotides long. RefSeq names its product Cysteine synthase K/M:Cysteine synthase B. Gene Ontology annotation, cellular component: cytoplasm. The record is from RefSeq and is a predicted model, not a curated record. NCBI's taxonomy places the organism in Eukaryota, Fungi, Ascomycota, Sordariomycetes, Glomerellales, Glomerellaceae. The transcript is spliced from 7 exons. Gene Ontology annotation, molecular function: cysteine synthase activity; cystathionine beta-synthase activity. The coding region runs from base 1 to 1665 and encodes 554 amino acids.
AUGUCGGACCAGAACUAUGUCUUCAGUGGCCGUCAUUCCGUGGCCGACUACUUCGAUCCCGAUAAGAAUCCCCCUCUCCCUUUGGUCGAGAUUCCAGAUCGGCUGAAUCCCUUCCGGAAAGAUGGCGUCAGGAUCUAUGCAAAGAUGCUCACUUGCCUGCCGGCGCAGAACGUCAAGUCUCUGCCUGUUUUUGUAGCCCUGAAGAUGCUACGAAACAGGCCUGAUGCCCACGACAAGAAGAUUGUCGAAGCGAGCUCGGGGUCGACGGUGCUGUCUCUUGGCAUCCUAGCCCGGGUUCUCUGGGGGAACGAAGACGUCGACGCCUACGUGACGAAUAAGAAGCCGCCAGAGUCGUUGAACAUGCUUCGCUUCUUUGGCAUCCGACCGUGUCUCUAUGGAGGUCUCGCCCAGCAGGAGCCCACAGAUCCUACGGGCAUCAUGUGCAGGUUGCGGAGAAAAGCCGCACAAAAUGAGGACGUGGUAUACCCUGGGCAGUAUGACAACCCGAACAACUGGAAAGCCCACGAGGAGUGGACGGGGCCCCAGAUUUUUAAACAGCUGCCUCAGAUCAACAUCUUUUGCUCGACGGUUGGCACUGGAGGUGCAAUAACAGGGACAGGCGUGUAUCUGAAGUCACAGAAGCCGGCAGUCAAGGUCGUCGGCAUCUUCAACAAGUUCGGAGACCCCACGCCGGGCCCGAGGCAUUUCCACGGCUUCCAUACCUCCGGCUUUCCGUGGCAAGGCACUGUCGACUCUCGGAUUGAGGUUUCGUCUGUUGACUCGUACCGCAUGUCUAUGCGUCUCUCGAGAGAGGGACUCAUUGCCGGCCCGUCGUCCGGAGAAGCGCUCUACGGCCUCCUCGAGUACAUCUCAAACCUCGAGAAGGCGGAGGGGCUGGAUCAGCUGAGGGAUGAGACGACCGGAGACAUCUCAUGCGUUUUCACAUGCAGCGAUCUACCAUACCAGUACCUGCCUGUCUACUUCCAGAAGCUUGGGGCAGAAGAGUUCCCCCGGAUCGAAAACGAGAUCCUUUUGCAAUGUGACCAGAACAGACACGACGAGAGAUGGGUCUUGGACGCCCGGAAAGCUGCGACUAUUCUGUUUGGCACCGGAGAACUGGGGUCGCGCCAGAAGGCAGUGUCAAAGACCGCCAGCAAGGACUGCGAUCUGGGCAAGCUCUCUCCGGCCCAGAAGCCAUCGACGAGCCGCUCCUGGAUAUCGUACCUCUUGCAUCUUUUGUUCUCACAGACGCCUCACUCUGAAUCUGACUGUUGCCCCAGCCACUUUCGAGGCAGCGUCUUACCAUCAGUCCUGGUCUUGGAUUUGCGCAGUCAAGCUGACUUCGAGGCGCUACACCUUCCAGGCUCCCACUCUGUGCCUUUGGAAGGUCUUACAUCCAGCCUGGCUGACGGGGAUCUCUUCGGAGAUGCCAAAUCUGUUCACAUGGUAUGGACGCAGAUUCAGAAAAGGUUCGACGAGCCGCGUGUGGCCCGACGGCUGCUGAGCGCGCGAGACAACCACCAUACUGUCAUGCUGGUGUGCUAUAAUGGCGACGCAAGCAAGCUGGCGUCUUCAACACUCCGGGCUAAGGACUAUGAAGCAUUCAGCGUCGAGGGUGGUAUCGAGGCACUCUGGGCUGAGGUUCAAGGUCGGGGGCUUGUCUGA